This is a messenger RNA of Strigops habroptila (Kakapo), 6458 nucleotides long. RefSeq names its product NRDE-2, necessary for RNA interference, domain containing (gene NRDE2). Gene Ontology annotation, biological process: RNA processing; negative regulation of RNA catabolic process; regulatory ncRNA-mediated post-transcriptional gene silencing. The transcript is spliced from 15 exons. Bases 210 to 3662 code for a protein of 1150 amino acids. Gene Ontology annotation, cellular component: catalytic step 2 spliceosome. The record is from RefSeq and is a predicted model, not a curated record. NCBI's taxonomy places the organism in Eukaryota, Metazoa, Chordata, Aves, Psittaciformes, Psittacidae. Gene Ontology annotation, molecular function: protein binding.
CCCCCGCGGCCGCUCGCCCCCAGAGGCGCGGCCCGCGGCCGCCUGCCCGCUGCGGGAGUCGGGGCUGCGGCGGGCUCUAACGCCGCGUUCCCCCCACGCUCCUCCCGCCGGGUUUCUCUUCCCCCUCCCCUGUCUUCUCGCCCCCCGAGGUAUGGAAGCACAAACAACCAUGGACACACACACUGGAAUCAAGGAUUUUGGUUCCAUUCAUGACAGAAUUGGACUGGCUUAGUAACCCAAGCUUCUCUACAGAAGAUGCACUGUUACUGCAUCAGCGCGCUACAGAAGGUGCAAAUCUCAUCCCUGAAAAAUCACCACUACUGAUAAGGACUACUUCAAGAUCAGAUUUGUCAGAGGAAAGUGAUACAGAUGGGAGUCUGAAACAGUCAAGUAAGAAAAGGAAAAAGAAAAAGAAAAAGAGAAAGCAUCACCACUAUAAGAAGGCAAAAAAGAAAACCAGAGGGGACUCCAGUAACAGUGAAUCAGACGUGGACAUUAAGCACAUCAAGGACAAAGGUGCAGGAAGUGGCAGAAAUCACAAAAAGGGAGCAGCAGCAAAUCUAGAUAAGAAAACAUCAAAUCCUACCAGCAGUCGCUUCGUUUGGCUUGAUGAUAUCCAGGCUUCUACAGCAGAAACCUUCAGAAUAGACAAGAAGCCAGACCCUGCAAACUGGGCCUACAAAUCCCUGUAUCAAAGGGACAUAGCAAGAUAUAAAAGGAGAGGAGAGUCCUGUCUUGGCAUAGAUGCCAAGAAACAGUCUAUAACUUGGGAGAGUUCUGCAUCAAAAAAGAAGCAACUGCAGAAGCAACCUGAGCGUUACUUCGCAAAGGACAAUGUGAAGAUGCUGAACACUGAUGGAAUGCCUGUUUGCAGCAAAAUUUCGCCAUCUGACACAACUACUUUUAUACCCAUUCUCCAAAUGGAAACUGAUAAUCCUUCAGACACAACAGAGUUAAAUCCUCUUGGGAUUUAUGAUUCAUCAACUUUACUGUGGCUACAAGGAAAAGGGUGCAAGAGUGCGGACCAUGAGCCUGAAAAUACGCAGCAAACAAUUCAAGAGCCUGGGAUAAAUGUUAAGUCUGAUCUGAUGGCAAAAGUGGAAGAACAUAACAAGAAAGUCAGAGAAAACCCAGGAGAUAUUAAUGCUUGGAUGGAAUUUGUUUCUUUUCAGGAUGAAUUGAUGGGAGGACCUGGCCCUUAUGCCAGUAAGGGAGAGCAGGAAGUAAGAAAAAAAUCACUGAAGUUUAUCUUAGAAAAGAAACUAGCAAUUUUGGAGAAGGCAAUUGAAAGCAAUCCAAGUAAUGUUGAUCUGAAACUCGCCAGGCUGAAGAUUUGCUCAGAAUUCUGGGAGCCACCAGCUUUGAUCAAAGAAUGGCAGAAGCUAAUUUUCUUACAUCCCAAUAAUCCGGAGCUGUGGAAGAAAUACCUCCUGUUCAGUCAAAGUCAGUUCACUACCUUUUCUGUUUCAAAAAUCAAUAGUCUCUAUGGAAAAUGUUUGACUACAUUGGCAGCUGUACGGGACGGCAGCAUGGUAUCACAUCCUCUUCUGCCUGGCACAGAAGAAGCUAUGCUAGCUAUAUUUGUUCAGCAGUGCCACUUUCUGAGACAGGCUGGUCAUUCUGAGAAAGCAGUGUCUUUGUUUCAGGCUCUGAUUGACUUCACCUUCUUUAAACCUGACAGUGUAAAAGAUCUGCCAACAAGAGGACAGGUGGAAUUCUUUGAACCCUUUUGGGAUAGUGGAGAACCACGAGUUGGAGAAAAAGGAGCAAGAGGCUGGAAAGCAUGGAUGCACCAACAAGAAAAGGGUGGCUGGGUUGCUCUUAAGCCUGAUGAUGAUGAUGAUGAUGAAGAUAUAGAUGAGGAUCAAGAAAUAAAGGAUAGAACUCUUCCCAAGUGGCAUAUUUGGUUGGAUAUUGAAUAUUCUCGUGAAGCCAGGCAUUGGUUACCUUGGAGGCCAGACAAAAACAAAAAGGAAGCUGAAGAAGAUUGUGAAGAUCCAGAAAGACAGGUAUUAUUUGAUGAUCUUGGACCAUCUUUAAUCCAGAUUUCUAAUCCAGACCUUCAACAUCAAAUACUGUAUUCAUUUUUGCAAUUCCUGGGAGUUCCAUGUACAAGGAAACUCUUUCCUUCCAACCUCUAUAUUGCCAUGGAUGAAAAUAACAUCUUUGACAGUGUGCUUUCUGAUGAAAAGCCGCUCACUUAUGUUGAUUUUCCACUUUCUGGAUUCAACAGUAUUGGUCAUAUGGACACAAUGCUCCGAGGGAGACAUCACAUAGGCCACUACAAAGAAGGAGAGGAGUUCAUACAGAAUGUUUUUCAUGUUCUAUUCCCACUGUUUUCAGGAAAGGAAAAAUGUAACCUGUCCAUUUGUUGGUUACAGUAUGAAAUAUCUAAGGUAGUUCAGUGUCUCCAAGGAAAAAAGAAGAAGCAGCUGAAAGCACAAGGGAGGAAGAGUAAAAAGUUGGCCAAGAAUCUCCUUAAAGCACCUGACAACCGAAACCACCUUUCUCUCUGGAAGCUGUAUGCCUACCUGGAAUGGCUGCUUGGUAACAUUGAUGAUGCCAGGAAAGUGUUUGACACAGCUCUUUGCACAGCUGGAGCAGAAGGAUUGAAGAGUCCCGAGCUCUGCAGCCUCAGUCUCCUUUAUGCUCAGCUCGAAGUUGAAAUGCUAGAAAGUAUAGAAGUAGCUGUUAUGUCACGUGCUGCUCAUAUAUUGACCACAUUGGCUGAGAGUGGACCAUAUGUGCCGUAUAGUGGACAAGUGUUAUCUGUGAAUGUGUUGAAAGCUCGUAAAACAUACGAGAAUGCACUGCAAGAUUAUUUAAGUAAAACACCAGUUUCCGAUCAGGAUCAGGGCGGUGACGCUGAUCAUCUGGUUAACUUGGUUGGUUGUUAUGCACUCUUCCAGUAUUUGACUGUUGGGAUUGAUGCUGCAGUAUUAAUAUAUGCACAGACUUCAGAAAAACUUGAAGCUUCGGGUCCAGAGAAAUGUGAAAAUACUGGAGAGAAUUUUGGCAUUCAGAAUUUUCCCACUGCUCUCGAAGCCGUCACACUGCUGCAUAUGAAUUUACUGAGAUUCCACAUGAAAAUCAGUAUUUAUCCUUUAAAUCCUCUGCGGGAGGCACUAACGGAGGCUCUGAAACGGUAUCCUAGCAACCAGUCUCUUUGGAGGUCGUAUAUCCACAUCGAAAGGAAGUCUCACAGUGCUAGCAAAGCACGAAGAUUUUUUGAUGGUGUCACAAGGUCCACUAAGUCUUUAGAGCCAUGGCUGUUUGCAAUCCAAGCAGAGCAGAUGAGAAAAAAACUCACUGACAAUGUCCAGAGGGAAGAUGUUGGUGAAGUACAUUCUACUAUUCCUGAAACUGGGCUAACAAAUCGGAUUGUAGCUCUGUUUGAACAUGCAGUGCAGAGUGAAAAUGGUACCCAUUGUCCACUGCUGUGGAGAAUGUAUUUGAACUUUCUGGCUUCAGAAGGAAAAAAAGAAGAGAGUAAAGGAUUGUUUUAUAAAGCCCUUCAAAACUGUCCUUGGGCAAAGGUGCUCUAUAUGGAUGCAGUGGAGUACUUCCCUGACGACCUGCAGGAGACACUUGACCUGAUGACUGAAAAAGAACUGAGAGUGCGGCUGCCUAUGGAAGAGCUGGAUCUGCUGUUAGAGGUUUAAAAGAGGACUGCAGAUGAGCAGAGAAAGUACAGAAGCUAGUUCCAAAACAACCAGUUGGACCUAUCUCUUCAAACAGGAACUCUGUUGGGACUGGGUACUAUGUUGGGGUUUUUUUUCCUUAAGGUUUUUUGUUGAGGUUUUUUUCGUUGGUUGGUUUUCUUUGUAUUUUUUUUAAGCUUUUAUAAAAAUAGCCAUGCGAAUGGAGUUCCAUUAGCUGCAAGUGUUCUGGAGUCAAGUACUGCAUUUUGCCCACAAAAAUGCAUCCAUUUCUCUGAAGUAUCGCUGGUUCUUACAGAAGGAUACCCUCAUAUAAAUAGCCUCCCGCUGAAAUUGCCCACAUUUUUAUUCUAUUGUUUGAAAUUACAUUCCCUGGAGUUCAGCGGAGCGGCAGUACAUGCCAACUAUGGUUUGGUGAGCAGCACAGGAAAUAAACAUCUGCCAAAUGGAUGCUCUGCUGUCCUCCAGUUGGCAGACUUCAGUAGUUUUGUUCAGCUUGGUAUGUGUGCGUGUGUGUAUAUAACUAGAGUCAAACAGCCAUUACAUCUGUAUAUAAACUCUUAGCACAGGCUGACUCUUUGCUUGAGCAGGCACCUAUUUUGGGCUCGUAUGUUUUGACAGAUGAUCCUUUUAAUAUGAAUAUUUAUGAAAAAUAUACCUGAGUAUUUGAAAAGUCAGAAGGAACUUCAAUUAUUUUUAUUUCUUAAUUUAAUAGAACUGUGAUUGUAUUAAAACUGAAAUUGUAUCCAUAAUGCAUCUCUAAGCAGCUCACUUUUAAACAAGUUUUUGUAACUGAUUGAUUACUCGCUUUUGACCCAAAUACAGGCAAUCAUCAUAAGAGAAGUAGAGGUCUAGUCUGUAUUUAAUCUUCACCAAAGGUGGCAAAGUAGUGAAAACAUGAUUGCUUAAUUAAUAGCUUCUAUUCCAAGAGUCUAGAGAAGUAAUGUGAAAGAAGCAAGCUCCUAGAGAAGUAAUGUGAAAUAUAGUAAAUUUAAAGAUAUGGUUAAACCACAACACUUAGAUAUUUGUUUUAUAAGACUGACUGUGCUGAAAUACGUACCAGGCUGUUUAACGUCCCUCCUCUUGAGACGCAGAUAUACUCAUAAACUGGAUCUUCAUCUGAAAAGAGGGCACCUGCAGCCACUGAACACCCAGCAGUGUUUCAGAGGCUUUUCAGGAGAGAGCUGACCAUCACUAACAGCACUUGCACCAUUGGCGUCAUCCACCUGGUGAGAUUUGACUACAUGGAAAACUGUGGCUGCACAAAGCCAUACAACCUGUGGGUCAGGUGUGCCUGUAGCACCACAAUACAAGAUAUACUACAUUUUAGUUGAAGCUGCACUGCAUUUGUUUAUUUCCAAAAUUAUUUAAAAUAUUACAGGGAACACGUGGAAUUCUAAGCGGCAUUACAGAGCUUCCUGAGAGCCUUCUAACACUGCUGUGGUUGCAAGUGAUGCUGGUUUUGCUACAGAGGUAACUGAUUAGCCUGUGUAAAAAAACCCAACAUAUUUUAUUUUUAAAAUCCAUGCUGCUUUCAGGAAUUCGGAGCCCCUGAACUGGAGGUGGGGGUCACUCUGUGCGCUGAACAUCACAGAUUGUGUGUGUGGUUUUGCUCUCCCAUCAAAGCGGAAUGACAUCUCCUGUAAAGACCUGGAAGGGACGUGGAGAGGCGGGAGGCUCAGUUGUGCUUCUGCUUGUGUUUCUCUCCAAAGUCAUGGAAUCAGAGCAGCCCAGGUUGGGAGGGACCUUGGAAGAUCAUCUGGUCCCACCUUUAGGGGGACAGGGAGCCUAGAUGAGAUGAUGUAGCACCCUGCCCAGUUGCAUCAUGGAAACUGCAGUGGUGGAGGCAGGAAUGACUCUGGUUUCAGACACUUUUCUGUACAUCCCCUCCUCAGCCCUUCCCUUUGCACAGCUUCAACCUGUGCAGCGCUGGUGCUGCCCCUUCGCUUGGGACGCUUGGAGGCUGCUCACUUCCUGGAGCUCCUGGAGCAAGUCCUGCCUUGUAAUUGAAACCCCAGUGGCUUUUCGGGCCCUCAUGGGGUAAGUGAGCUCCAUGUUCACUCACUCCUGAUCUUUAUUACCUUUGUCUUGAUCUUUGUGACUCAAGUUCAAAAAUGUUGGAGAAAGUGGCAGAAGUUAAAUUCUGCUCUGAAAGGUAAGAACUUAAUUUGCCAGUGUGUUUCUUCCUCAGUUACUGGUGUGGCAGACAGCGUAUCAGGACACAGUUCUUGGUUUAGCUUAAUACAUUGCAGCUCAUCAGUUGAACCAACUGCUUUGUAGUUGUUGCUUCCAGUCAGCAUUACCAGCCAUGUCCCACAUAAAAAGCCUUGCUCGCCACAUGUCUGAGCUCCUCAGCCCCUCUAGCGAUGAUGAGAUCAACUGCCGUGAUUAGAAAGUGCUAAAACGUGGCUGGCUCUCUGUGACCUUUCCAAGGACACAGAUCUCCUAAGGUUUGUAAGAAUGGGUAAUAAAACUCUACUGCUUGUUUUUCAUCUCCAGAUGAAAACCAACUCUAUUUCAGGGUUUUUCUGUCAUCUGGAUUCAAGACUCCGUUCAUCUCUAGGGUUUGUUUUUAACAAUGAACCACAUAAUUUGAAUUUAACAAUGAACCACAAAAAAAAGAAACCCAAAAUCUCUUGGCCUUGGUGCUGCCAUUGUUGCUGCAGUACUGGCAGUUACCAAAGGGAUUGCUGCGUGUGCAACUCCUGGUGUCUGUUACUGGCCAGCAUUUGCUCCCACAGAAAGUUUCCAGACCAAAGACUCUGCAUUGCUUGGCUGUGUUCUGGGUAUGGAACUUUA